UGCUAUUGUGACCGUCCAAUAGCAGAAUACUGUCGGCUUGUGAACCAUUUCACUUGACUUGGAUUUUACUAUAGAGCUCCGCUUCUCGCAAUGCUGGCGCAGUAGAUCCACGACGGAUUUUAUCAAGCUAAAGAGAUGGUUGAGCGGGGAAACCACGAAGGAAAGGAUUUGUUACGUUUUGCGUAAAAUAAUUAUCGAAUAGUUGUUGUCGUUUUGGCACCAGAAAUGCAUGACAAAAACAUACAACGGCAUACUUCAGCCACAUCGAGGGGCUCGUCGUUUUUUAUUGAGAAUUUACUUGGCUGUUGCAGGACAGAGCCAUCUGUCAGUGCCAUAAAGGAUAAAGAUGGCGUUAAGAAAGAGCCGUUUCUCGUGGGCAGCACGAAAGCGCAUCGGAAAGAAAUAUGCAGUCAAGAAUCUAACACAGGCAUGGAGGCAGAGGUGUGUCGGAGGGCACAGUCACAUCUGGAGUGGUAUGGACGAGAAACCAACUUAAAUGCAGCAGAACGACCAAAAAGUAAUUCCAGUAAAAAUUGCCAGUUGGUCCCCAGCGACAGGGAUACCCCCGUGGCCUCCGAGGUUUCUGAUGGGACUUUGGACAGAAAAACGCAUGGGUGUGUGGAUGAGGAAAGUGAAGAAGCACAACUCUUCGAUGCACGUUCAGGUGCCGACAAUUCGGAGUUCUGCACAGCCCGAAAGAAAAAGACACGGACGGUGUUCAGCAGAAGUCAAGUCUUCCAACUGGAGUCAACUUUUGACAUGAAGAGAUACCUGAGCAGCUCUGAGCGCGCAGGUCUUGCGGCAUCCCUGCACCUGACCGAGACGCAGGUGAAAAUCUGGUUCCAAAACCGACGAAAUAAAUGGAAACGACAACUGGCCGCAGAUUUCGAGGCUGCUAACUUUAACCACAGCUCCCAACGGAUUGUACGGGUUCCCAUCUUGUACCACGAUAAAACUACACCUGUGUCGACGAUCAGUUUUAACGUGUCCCAAGUCUCUCCACCAAUCAUGGGCUUCUCGAAUUCCGUCAACUAUCCACUGACAUCCUUUGCGCAUUCAAUGAAUUUGCUGACAUCGCAAAUGACAGGACUGGUCUGACAUAGUGAAUUGCACAGAUACUGACAAUCGGCCUACAGUGGCCCAGUGAAAUAACUUUGAGUGGUGCAAUAACUGAUAAACAAGACUGCUUGAAAUGCAGUCUUGA
Molecule: messenger RNA, 1204 nt
Organism: Paramisgurnus dabryanus
Lineage: Eukaryota; Metazoa; Chordata; Actinopteri; Cypriniformes; Cobitidae
Source: RefSeq, a predicted model, not a curated record